Adelges cooleyi (spruce gall adelgid) is the source of this 1077-nucleotide messenger RNA. RefSeq names its product metallo-beta-lactamase domain-containing protein 1. NCBI's taxonomy places the organism in Eukaryota, Metazoa, Arthropoda, Insecta, Hemiptera, Adelgidae. The record is from RefSeq and is a predicted model, not a curated record. Bases 347 to 946 code for a protein of 199 amino acids. The transcript has 3 exons.
UUCAAACAGAAAUAAUUGUUGUCUAGUGUAAAAAAUAAUUUUAUACAGAAUACAAGUUACAAUAUGUUUUUUUCUAAAACUUUCUUCAAACCUACAGUACAUAUGAAUUGUACGUAAAUCAUUUAUUCGAGUUAAGACAUAUUUCCUACGUAAAACUAUUCUACUGUGGUUUGAAACCAAUGACUUAGUGUUCGGAAUACAUACGGAAUUGAAUGGGCUGAACAAUUGAUAAAUAUCGGUACAUAAUAAUAUUAUUGUAAGGAAGAAUAUUGCUAAGACAAAAUCUACACUCUAAAGCCAAAAGGAUAAUUUUUCGUUACCAAAAGUCUUACACGAAACCGACGUCAUGUACGAAGCUCACAUUCUGUUCGACGGUUAUUGUCGGCCCACCAAAGGAGGCGUGUUCGCCAAUUGUACUUGUACGCUGCUGAGAGGGCCGAACAAUAUAAUUGUCGACACGUUAACGCCUUGGGACAAAAAGGACUUGGUGAAAGCCAUUGAGCAGCGCGGCGUCACCUGCGAAGACAUCAACUACGUAGUAAGUACGCACGGCCACUCGGACCAUGUGGGUAACAAUAAUUUGUUUUUAAAAGCACAACACAUCGUCGGUCGGUGUGUCAGCUACGAACAGCUGUACUAUGACGACAGCGCGUUUUUCAACGCCGACGGAGUGUACGAAAUCGACGAAAACGUCAGGAUCGUCUCGACCCCCGGCCACACGGAAUCGGACGUCUCCGUCAUAGUACGCACCGUCGACGGUCUGAUCGGCGUGGUUGGCGAUCUGUUCGAGCGGGAAGAGGACAUUGAGGACGAGUCCAUAUGGCUAAAUGCGGGCAGUGAGAAUUCGGAUUUACAACGAAAAAACCGAAACACUAUACUGUCGCAAGUCGAUUGGAUCGUGCCCGGACACGGUCCUAUGUUUUCGACUAAAAAUUAUAAAUUGUAAAUUUUUUUCUCUCGUUUUGUUAUUACUCAUAUUGUGUUAAUGAAACGUCACGUUAUGAAAUGUCAACGUGACUUCAAAGACACUUUUUGUUAUCACGUUGUUGUGAAAAAAUAAAAAUAGUAAUAAAAGUA